AUGCCUACCCUGGAUGACUGGUCCUCGGCCAAUCUAAAUCAGACAAUUCCUCUCUCUUAUCUCUCCUCUAUUUUUUGUAACCAGCAGGCUUCAGAAAGUGACAGGAGGAAGCAUUGGGCUAUUGAAGAUUUUAUGGACUCGCCCAUAUCUUAUCUAGCCCAGCCCAAACAUCUACCUAAGUUGGGAGAGUCAGAAGCAAUAGAUGAAAUGAACUGGAAUCAUGACCUGAUAGUUAUGAAGAAAUGGAACAAGAAGGAGAAGGGUUCUUCACAUCCAGUUCGAACAAAUCCCCAGAUGGAUCCAAUCGGUAAACGAAAGCAUGAUGAAGGCAAUGAAGUUUGGAUUUCAGAUUUGGGAGGGAAUGCAAAGAAAAAAGGUAGGGUUAGUUAUGAAUCAAGGGUUUUAGUUAUGGAAGAGUUGGAUAAGGUAACGGUGGGUUCUGGUCUCCAGACCCACCGAUCAUCAUGA
This is a messenger RNA of Ilex paraguariensis (yerba mate), 468 nucleotides long. The record is from the annotation of a GenBank genome assembly. Lineage: Eukaryota; Viridiplantae; Streptophyta; Magnoliopsida; Aquifoliales; Aquifoliaceae.